Messenger RNA from Bipolaris maydis ATCC 48331, 771 nucleotides. RefSeq names its product serine hydrolase FSH. Gene Ontology annotation, molecular function: hydrolase activity. Gene Ontology annotation, cellular component: cytoplasm; nucleus. The record is from RefSeq and is a predicted model, not a curated record. Gene Ontology annotation, biological process: secondary metabolite biosynthetic process. Lineage: Eukaryota; Fungi; Ascomycota; Dothideomycetes; Pleosporales; Pleosporaceae.
AUGGAUCCGAAGCCCAAGAUUCUUGCCUUUCAUGGCUCAGGCAGCAAUUCCAUGAUACACACCGUACAAUUGGCGAGAUUGACAAGAGUGCUUGGUUCUGAAUUUGAGAUUGAGAGUCUGAGCGCCCCCUUCCCCUCCCAAGCUGGUCCAGGCGUCCUCCCGUUCUUCGACGGCUGCGGCCCGUAUAAACGCUGGCUCUCCGCCCCCGACACAGCCAAAGAACUGAAAGAUGGCCCUCACAUUUCCACCAUGCCCUCAGAGGUUGAAGAACUCGUUCGCAGCACUGUAAAGCGCAUCCGCGACUCUGGCGGCGAAGUCGUCGGCCUAAUUGGCUUCUCUCAAGGCACCCGCGUCGUCACCGGCCUCCUCAAAUGCGCGGAAAUCGUUGCGGCACUAAAGAAGAACGGCGAAGACGUUGAAGAAUUGGACUGGUGCGACUGGGGCUUUGGCAUCACCAUUUGCGGCAGCGCCCCACCGCCGUUUAUUGCACAAUCCGUGUCUGCUGCAAUGAACGCUUCCAAACUUUCCGAGGAUGAGAAGAAGGAGCUGCUAGAUAGUAAGAUUGCUAUUCCGUCAUAUCAUAUCUUGGGUAACCAGGAUGAGUUCAAGGGUGUCGGCGAACGGUUGAUUGAGCAGUGCUAUGAGGUUGCCGAGGGAAAGAGUACUGUCAAAGAAGUUGAUAUUGGACAUUUUUAUCCGAUACAACAAGCUGAGAAUGAGCAGCUUGGGAAAUGGGCAAUUGACAUUUUUAAGAAGGGGCAGGCGGCAUAA